AUGGCUCGCGGCAGUGCCAAGCGCUCCCUCGAGGAGAUCGCAAUGAUGUCCGACUCUGCCGAUGAAGACUGGAGCGCAGGUUCCGACCGCGCAUCGCGACGCCCCGGCCGAAAAUCCCAGUCGAGUCCCAAGAAGAAGUCGCGGCCCGCAAAGAAGCGCCGUCGUGGUUCCGGCGCCAUUGUUUCGGACGAUGCCAGUCUAAGUGAUGACCUUUCCAUGGAAGAGUCUGAAGAAGACUUUGAUGAUCCUAGUAUUCCACGUAAUGCGCGAGGAACGGCGCGUCGUCGAACUACCCAGGCCAAGAUGACAUACCAAGAGCCCACCGACGAGGAAGAGGAGGAGGAUGAGCAGUCCUUUGGCGAUGACGAGGAUGGCGAAGAACCGGAAAUUUCAUCACCUCCGCCAAAGAAACCCACAGUCGUCACUUUGAAGAUUCGGCCUGAGAUCCUAUCACAGCCUGAUCUCAUGACUCGACGUACUACUCGCAGAACUCGCGGCGCUUCCGAAGAUAUGUACGCGUUGACAAACUCUGGACAUCACAUGGAGACUGUCGAACGAGGUACUAUGAGUCCCGAGACCGGUAUGCAGCGCCGCCACAGCAGUCGAGCAUUCAAGGCACCCGUGAUUCACGAAGAAACCGUCGAAACCACCGAGAUUCAAGCUUCGUUGGAGAUUCUGGAGAGCGACGUUCCCCAGGAAGCUCCUGAAGGCGACACAGUAAUCGGAAAUGACGACGAAGACGUUGAAAUGACUAAUGAAAAUGUCGUUCCCGAGUCUGAGAUUGGCGACACAAAGAACGAGGACGAUGACGAAGACGAGGACGACGAGGGCCCCACUACUAGACGGCGAAGUCGACCUACUCGGAAUUCCGACCUGGAUGGAGCUGGCGAGGCUGAAGUCUCUGAGGGUGCUCAACCCCGUCGGUCCAGCCGCAAGAAGCCCUCCUCCCAGCGCAAAAGCCAAGAGGAAGAAAGCGAUUUCGAACCCGAAGAAGAGGACUCCAAUGACGAUGAUGGCUCCGAUUCCGCCGAGUCUGCUCGCUCCCCGCGCAAGGCUAGCCAAGCCCGCGACGAUGAAGAUGAAGACAGUAGUGCCGUCGGUCGUCGUCCUGGUCUACGUAAACGCCCUACCCAAUCCCGCGGUCAUUCCGAAGUUGCCGAGGAACUCGCCGAGGAGCUUCAUGAUCUGCGAGGUGGCCGGUCGAAACGCCGUUCUAUGCAUGAAGUCAUUUCCGAGAAGCCACGCCGCAGCCGCAAGGAAGUUGACUAUCGUCUCAUUCGACCCGAGCACCUCCUGCCCAUGGAAGAUGUUGAGAAUGAUUUCGUUACCGAGUCUCCCUCCCGCCGUGGACGUGGCGGAGGUGGUGGCGGCUGGCAGCGAACACUCUUCCCAACAUAUGGACCCUUCGGUGGUGGUGGUCCAACCGCUAUUUUGGCACCUCCUGGUGCACCUGCUGCAACUGGUGGUGUCGAGAGUGACAGCAGUGACGAUGAAGCAAUGCAACAAUCCAAGCCCGCCGGACUUGUACCUGGUGGACUCGUUCCCCAAACCCAUUCAGCCGAUCCCGCUCAGAAUCUCUCUGGGACACCUGCCAAUUUUGGCAAAGUUAAGGACAAGCAGGCAUUGGCAGAUGCCGACCCCCUGGGUGUUGAUAUGAACGUCAACUUUGAUAGCGUGGGAGGUCUGCAAGGUCAUAUUGACCAGUUGAAGGAGAUGGUUUCGCUUCCUCUGCUAUACCCAGAGAUUUUCCAGCGAUUCCAUAUCGUGCCUCCCCGGGGUGUCCUGUUCCAUGGUCCUCCUGGUACGGGUAAGACGCUCCUGGCCCGAGCUCUGGCAAACAGUGUCAGUGCUGAAGGUCGCAAGGUGACUUUCUACAUGCGAAAGGGUGCGGAUGCUUUGAGUAAAUGGGUUGGUGAAGCUGAGCGUCAGCUUCGGUUGCUGUUCGAAGAAGCUCGCAAGACACAGCCGAGUAUUAUCUUCUUCGAUGAGAUUGAUGGUCUCGCGCCCGUGCGAUCAAGUAAACAGGAACAGAUUCAUGCCUCGAUCGUGUCCACUUUGCUGGCCCUGAUGGAUGGCAUGGAUGGCCGUGGACAAGUCAUUGUUAUCGGUGCGACCAACAGACCUGAUUCGGUUGACCCCGCGCUCCGUCGCCCUGGCCGUUUCGAUCGCGAGUUCUACUUCCCCCUUCCUAACAAUGAGGGCCGACGGGCCAUCCUUGACAUCCACACCAAGGGAUGGGAUCCUCCCCUGCCGAACGACAUCAAAGAUGAACUUGCCAAGAUCACCAAGGGAUAUGGUGGUGCCGACUUGCGUGCACUUUGCACCGAGGCUGCGUUGAACGCCGUUCAGAGGAGAUAUCCCCAAAUCUACAAGUCCGACAAGAAGCUGGUGAUUGACCCAAAGAACAUCGAUGUCACCCCCAAAGACUUCAUGAUCGCAAUUAAGAAGAUGGUUCCUUCAUCCGAGCGAUCUACUUCCUCCGGAGCCACUGCUCUACCUCAGAACGUGGAGCCUUUGCUUCGCCAGCAAUUGCUCGACAUCGAGACCGCCCUGUCUGAAAUCCUUCCCCAACGAAAGCGACUUACCGCACUCGAGGAAGCUCAAUUCGAGGAACCCCAAGACGGUAACGGCUUCAAGCGAGAGCAGAUUAUGCAGGAGUUUGACCGGUCACGGGUCUUCCGGCCUCGCCUGCUCCUUCGAGGUGGCCAAGGUAUGGGUCAGCAGUAUCUUGCUGCUGCUCUGCUGCACCAUUUCGAGGGUCUGCAUGUGCAGGCAUUCGAUCUGCCAACUCUGCUCAAUGACUCUACCCGGUCGCCCGAGGCCACUGUUAUCCAGCUAUUCGCAGAGGUCAAGCGCCACAAGCCUAGUGUCAUCUACCUCCCGAACAUUCAAACUUGGUUCGAGACCGUCGGACCAGCCGUUAUUUCCACAUUCAUGGGUCUGCUGCGAUCUGUACCACCCACAGAUCCCGUCUUGUUGCUCGGAGUUCUCGAGUCAAGCGGAGAUGACGUCGAUGCUGGUCUGCUCCACAGGCUGUUCGGAUUCUCUAAGAAGAAUCUCUAUGACCUGGAAGCACCUGGUCAGCAAGCUCGAUAUGAGUUCUUCAGUAAGCUCAUCGAGUACAUCAAAACGGCGCCUUCCGACUUCCCGGACCCGGAGAACCGGAAGAAACGCCAGUUGGAAGAACUGGAAGUGGCGCCGCCCCCUGCUCCCAAGGCGGAGAUCCCGAUCUCCAAGAAGGAGCGCAAAGCCCAGAAGAAGAAGGAUCAUCACACACUCAACCUUCUGAAGAUCCGUAUCCAGCCUAUCAUGGACCAGAUCAAGAAGUACAAGCGUUUCCGUCAGGGUGUGGUCGAUGAAAGCCAAAUUCGAUACCUCUGGGAGGAGGAGGAUCCGAAUGUCGUCACCAGUGAUCUUCCUCCCGACCCUCUGACUAGCUACCGGCCGUACGAGAAGGCGUACGACAAACACGGUGCACCUGGUCUUCGUGAGACUUCCACUGGGAAGUUCUAUUACAACAUGGAAAUCGUCACCAUGGAGAAGCGACUCUCCAAUGGGUUCUACAAACGCCCAUCUGAUUUCUUGGCCGAUAUUAAGCGUAUCGCGAAGGAUGCCCGCACCCUCGGUGAACAAGAACGGCUGCUGAGGGCAAAUGAACUGUUGUCCAACGUCGAAGUGGAUAUUUCUACUAUCGAACAGGCGGAACCGGCUCUCGUGACAGAGUGUGAGAAUGUUUACUUGCGUGAGUUGGCCCGUGAAAAGGAGGCCAAUGAGCGUGCCCAACGACUUCAGGAAGAAACCGAGGCAGCAAUGUCUCGCCCCGGCACUGCAGGUGGACAUAGCGCCACUGGCAUGUUCAAGAACGAUACCGAUGAGCGCCCGGCCACUCCUACUCGGCACGGGCUCGCAAAUGUCAGCUUUGCCAAUGGGUAUCACAACGGUGGUGGCUCGGACCUGAAUGAGCCCGCGCCUCAUGGCCAGAGCAACGGCUCUCAUGGCGAUGGUGAUGGAGAUGUCUUCAUGACCAACUCGGAGGAUCACUCUGGCAGCAAGGACACUCAGGUCAGCUCCUUUGGUCCGUCAGCACAACCCAAGCCACCAUAUUCGCACACUGCGCCGUCUCAGCAGAUGCGUCGGGAGUCUGGUAUGUCCAGUUUCUCUCAGACUGGGGUGGUGACUCCCAUGGUUGCCGGAUCUCAGCCUGGUGACUACACCAACGAGGCAUCUACCACACAGACUACUUCCGACAAGAAGUCAUCCGGUCCCUCGGCGCACUCUGGGCAUGACCACACGCAGAGUCUGCACGGGUCGCGGGACGAGUUCCCCGAUCUUCACCAGUACCCUGAUCGCGACCCCCAGCAGGAAGAGCAUCUGCCUGACACCCAGCAAGGUGGAAGCAGCCAGCCGUCCCCCCGGCCUCGCGAUUCUCAGGCAUUAACUCACGCCGAGGAGAGUGGCCCCCUCACUGGGAGCCAGGCCCAUAUGAAGCCCCAGCCGCCAUUGUUCGACGCGGGUGCUUUCAAGCCCACGCCCGAACUCCUUCUCGACCUUAACUAUGUCGAGCAUCUCCAUAAACAGCUAAGCUUGCAGACUAGUGGCUGCUCUGUUGAACAGCUUGAGCAAGUGAAUACUUGUCUCAUGGACUUUGUAUGGCAGAAGCGCGGUGACUGGGAUCGGACCACAGUCGCCAUGGGCAUCACCGACACCUUCAAUGCCGUCUUGGAGGACAUGCAGUCCGUACAGGAGAUUGGACCUAUUAGUCAAAACACCAAACUACAGCUGGCCAACCCCAGCUUUUCGGUGUAA
Molecule: messenger RNA, 4806 nt
Organism: Penicillium cataractarum
Lineage: Eukaryota; Fungi; Ascomycota; Eurotiomycetes; Eurotiales; Aspergillaceae
Product: chromatin segregase YTA7
Exons: 2
Coding region: 1-4806 (1601 amino acids)
Biological process (GO): positive regulation of transcription by RNA polymerase II
Cellular component (GO): nucleus
Molecular function (GO): histone binding; ATP binding; chromatin binding
Source: RefSeq, a predicted model, not a curated record